AACGAAGAAGCGACGCUCGGUUGGCACCUUACAUGGCUGUCGAAUAAAAAGGAACAGCGAAAAGUUUCCAGCUGGCCAAACUGUCAGGAUGAAUGGGACGUCAUACGCUAACUUUGACAACCAAGAGCACGUCUUGAAAUUGGGGGAAACGUUCGAGAAGCAUCCCAAAAGUGCCUUUCACACGGUGCGAUAUGAUUUCAAACCAGCUUCCAUCGAUACGACAUGUGAAGGAGAGCUUGAAGUGGGCAAAGGAGAGCAAGUUACCAUCACAUUACCCAAUUUAGAGGGCUCGAGUGCGCCAGUUACUGUUUUCAAGGGUUCCAAGAGGUCGUACAUGAAAGAGUGCAUCCUCAUCGUGAACCAUGACACUGGCGAGUACAGACUGGAGAAGCUCAGCAGCAACAUCGCAGUCAAGAAGACCAGGGCCGAGGGGAGUAGUAAGAUCCAUUCCCGUCUGGAGCAGCAGACCAGUCGACUGGGUCAGCAGAUGAAGAACAGCACCAGCAGUGGAAGCUCCAACAAGAGCUCAGCAGGCUCCAAAAGCUCUCCCCCUAAAGAGAAGACGUCCCCUGCGUCCCCCAUGGACGACAUUGAGAAAGAGCUGAUGGCGGAGGCUCGCAUCAUGGACCAGAUGAGCAGCGACAGCUCCUCUAACAGCUCCUCGUCAUCCAGCAGCGACGAUAGCUCCAGCAGUAGCAGCGACUCCGAGGACGAGCGCGGGGCCGCGCCCACUCUGGCCCAGACCAACCACAGCAUGCCGGUCGUCAAUGCUAGCAGCUGCUCACAGGAGGGAGGAGGAGGAGGAGGAGGAGGGGGCGGUGGCAGCGGUGGAGGUGGACUCAUGAACACGCUGAAAAAUGACCUCCAGCUGAGCGAAUCAGGCAGUGAAAGUGACUGACUAAUCAGCAAGGAGGACAUCUGCUCCCGUCGCAAGCUUACAUGUAUCCUGUGCCUCGCUCCAUCUCCACACUCUUAUUUUUUUCUCUCUCACUUGUAUUUCAUCUUUUUUUUUUUUUUAGUCCAGUGCACCACAGUACAUUUUUAUUUUCAGAAAUCAUGGGAAACUCCAGCGUCCUCUUCCUGCUGUAGUUCUGCUGACCAAACGUAUCCAAGGCUCAACAAGUCUUAAGUCUCACUGAUGCCUUCCACAUUUCACGUUUAAACUCGACAUGAUGUCUGAUUUUCAAAUGUGCCUUCAAUCACACGUCGUGCAUCUCCUUUUCUCAAGAAAAUUGGGUGAAUUGUUUCCCAAUACCUCACUUGGCAUGUCAGCUGACAUGUUUUCUUUCUUUCAGACUUGCUGCAGUUGAUUGAUUCCUUUAUGUCCACGUGAUGACCAAAACUCCUAUUUUCGCUCUCUUGUGAUGAACUGGCUCAGCAGCGUGACUAGGAGCCACCAUUGCUGACUUGUCGCUAAUCCAGUUAAUCACCAAGCUAGCCGGUUGUUAAUGGAUCUGGGUGUCAACACAAGUGGCUGGGAAUGUGACGAGUCGCUAACGUGGCCCGUGUAUGAAGUUGCCAACGUAGCUCGUCGCCAAUAGUGCUGACUUCCUUUCGUUUGACCAGGUCAGCAACGCCUUGUAGCUUUAAACCUGCUAUACUUGAAUCCAAAAGUCAACUAUUUAUUUCUCAGAAGCAUGUAUUUCGCCAGCGGUGAAUGGCCUGAUGCUGGGGUGUCCAAACCUUUUCCGCCAAGGUGCCGCAUACAAUAAAAUUGAUGCAUGUGGUGGCCAUUUUAUACAUUUUGUACAUUUUGUCAGUCUAUAUACACACACAGCUAUCUGAACAAAACAACAACAUCUUGGCUUUUUGUCACAGAUAAAGCAAAUUAGUGUAAUACCUAAUCAACUAUGACUAAUUUUAUUUUUUACAAUACCCCGCGACCCAACUUUAAAAAAAGCUCCAGGUUAAAAAUGGCCCACGGGCUGCACCUUGGACACCCUUGGCUGUUGGAUGUAUUUUGAAAAGGGGUCCGUGUGGUGGUGCUGCUUUUUAUUUGGACACAGAACUCCAACUCGGCCAAUCGGAAGCACUGCCGAGCCUCUUUUGGGGAUUUUGUCUUUGGAGAAGCGGCUGCUUGCCUCGUUUGUAAAAGGAUCUGUCCAGGAAAUUA
Doryrhamphus excisus (bluestripe pipefish) is the source of this 2113-nucleotide messenger RNA. RefSeq names its product ELL associated factor 2 (gene eaf2). The record is from RefSeq and is a predicted model, not a curated record. Gene Ontology annotation, molecular function: transcription elongation factor activity. Gene Ontology annotation, cellular component: super elongation complex. Gene Ontology annotation, biological process: transcription elongation by RNA polymerase II. NCBI's taxonomy places the organism in Eukaryota, Metazoa, Chordata, Actinopteri, Syngnathiformes, Syngnathidae.